CAUUAAAAAUAACUGCUGUGACAAUUAUUUUUGUGUUCAUUAAUUAUUUUUGUAUGUCUGAGUCAGUGCAAAAUGGUUACUCGUUUGUGCACGAGCGUUGCGAUGUUAGCGAUGUUAACGACAAUUUGGUGAAAAAUUUCACUUAUAAGUGUGUGAAAGUAAAUCCCAAUAGAUUAUACUUAAAUUUUAGCUUUAUAAGCAACGGUCGUAUCAUUAACGAUAGGGACGGACAGAUAUCCGUCAGCAGUGGAUUUUUCAGAGGCAAUCAGUAUCGGAAGGGGCCCGUUGAGUUUAAAAUGCCAUAUUGCGAGGGUAUGAACCGAAAAGAAUUCGAUAUUCCUAAUCUGCUGAAAGAUUCUAAUGUACAAUGUCCCAUAUUAAAGGGAGUAUUUUAUUACGGGUGUAAUAUAGAACCAAAUGCUACAAAUUUUCCUCCCUUCAUUCCGGAAGGACGAUGGAAACUAAUAAUAAAAUUUAUUGUUGGUUCGGAAACGGCAUUUUCCGUUAAUUGGUACGCCAAAGUUGUUUAUCCUUUACCAGUUACUCUGUAAUUGCUUAAGUACUGCAUUUUUACAUUUUCUUCUUAAUUAUACCUUCAUUUUAUAAAUAAAUCAAUAAUAGACGAGCAGUAAUAAUAAUUCGAAUCAUAGGAAUACCGCCACACAGAAGCAUUUCUUGUUUUAACAACCGUGGAACUAAUUACACUUCUUCUGCUUCUUUUUAUCAAUGGAAUCCCAG
This is a messenger RNA of Photinus pyralis (common eastern firefly), 738 nucleotides long. RefSeq lists its product as uncharacterized. The record is from RefSeq and is a predicted model, not a curated record. Lineage: Eukaryota; Metazoa; Arthropoda; Insecta; Coleoptera; Lampyridae. The coding region runs from base 54 to 551 and encodes 165 amino acids. The transcript has 4 exons.